This is a messenger RNA of Vicugna pacos (alpaca), 2525 nucleotides long. NCBI's taxonomy places the organism in Eukaryota, Metazoa, Chordata, Mammalia, Artiodactyla, Camelidae. The record is from RefSeq and is a predicted model, not a curated record.
CACUGUGAAGGUAACCGCCGCCCUCUCCUUCUCCCGUCUAAAAGUCCCUAGAAGCUGGGCAGGCCCAGAAAGUUCAUCGGCAGGUGUCGUUGUCUCCGGCCUGUUGUUCGCGGCAGGAUAAAGCCUCUGGCAUCACCAGAUUCGGUCCGUCCUGCCGAAGGUCCGGCGUGCGGCCGCCGGCUUCCUGUGGGGCUCCCUUCGUGUCUCGGCCAGUCCUCAGGGACUUCUCUAGGUCUAAAUCUUUUGAUUUUGACCCUGGGUGCUCUUCCUGGGAUGAGAAAAGGUGCGCCUAGAAGCAGAUUUUAAGAGCAGUUUCUUAUCAAGUCAUCUUAUUUCGUACCACCUGAUAAGCAUCUUGAUUCACCAUGGCAUUAGCAGCAGUAAAACGGGCAAUAUCAUACAGAACUGUCUUUAAACAUCUAUUUCCAAUUCAAAAUGGAGCCUUGUAUUGUGUUUAUCAUAAAUCUACGUAUUGUCUUCCAGAUGACUAUAAUUGCAAAGUAGAGCUUGCUUUGACAUCUGAUGGCAAGACAAUAGUAUGCUAUCACCCUUCUGUGGACAUUCCAUAUGAACACACAAAACCUAUCCCUCGGCCAGAUCCUGUGCAUAAUAAUGAAGAAACACAUGAUCAAGUGCUAAAAACUAGAUUAGAAGAAAAAGGUGAACACUUUGAGCAAGGACCCAUGAUAGAACAACUUAGCAAAAUGUUCUUUACUACUAAGCACCGCUGGUAUCCUCAUGGACAGUAUCAUAGACGUCGUAGAAAACUGGAUCCUCCAAAAGACAGAUGAUAUUGAGAUUUUUGGGAAUCAAAGAGAAGUGUUACCCUGUAUCUCAUUUGUCGUUUGAGAAAAUGCAAUUGGGUAUAUCCAUUAAUAUGUUAUAUAGUAAAAUAAUAAUAAAAUGCCUUCAUAUAUUAGAAUGUUUAUUUCUUUAUAUAUAUUAAGUAAUUCUGGAUUUGACAUUGUUAUCUACAGUAGCCUAUUUCAUCUUAUUUUCCUUUUGAGUUAUUUGUCUAGUAUCAUUAAAUAUUUUUACAUUAUCAGCUUAAUAUUGUUAGUAGUAUAAAUAUGAUUAAUAAAAAUGUACAUGGUACUCCUGAAGGAAAUUUUUAAAUUGCCUUUGAAAAGAAGCUCAUGAGGUCCAUACAGAAAAUAGAUGUUAUAAUGUUUCCUUUUUUGUGGCUCUAGGAAAUAAUUAAAGUAGUUAUAUUUAAAUGUGUCUACUAUCUGCUAGGUCCUUUGUAUUCGUUAUUAUUGAAUUCUCACAAUAAUCCUUUGAAGAAAGAGCAUCAUCCCCAUUUUACAGGUAAGGCUGAGUGGCUUGAACGCUUCCCUACCUACCAAGUGGGAGAGCCGGGAUCCAAACUGCCAGGCUCCAAAGCUUUCUUAUAGUGUGUCAGUAACUAUGACAAGGGGUGUUUUCUUUCACCCAAGAAUGUGCUUUCCUAGAGAAAUAUUAUAAACUUCAUUUUGAGAUUUUUUUUUCUAGCUCUCUUAAAAAUUAUGGUAGCUUCAGAACACAUGAAACUCUGUGAUUAAAAUGUUAAUAUUACGAAACUAGUGUUACAGGAAUGCUAAUAGUCUGUUCUGUUGAUUAUCACUUCCAGCUUAUAUAUGAUCCUUAAUAGCAUUGCUGCCCUGUGAUUUCUUUUAGGAGGUGAGGAAUCUUUUAAGGUAGAAAGGUACUUUAUUCAAACUUGUAAAAUAUUUGUGAUAUUUUAAAAUUUGAUAUGAAAAAUGAUUUCACAUUCAAAGUCUUGCUUAGUCUAGUUCUUUUAAUAAAGGAACUGUAGCUGAAGGUUCAAGUGUUCAGUAAAAUGUAAGGAAUAGAAUAGGAAAGAGUAAAGGAAAUAAUUAACAAUGACCACUCUCUAUUACCUAAAGGAAAUGUUUUCAAGUGGUUUAUACCUUUUUCAUUAAUAUAUUAUUAAUUUGGGGGGAAAGAACAAAGAAAAUACAAGUUGAUAAAACUUGAUAAUCAGAAAUAUUUACCAGCUAUGGUGACAUAUCUUUGAAAAUGGUUAGGUUUUUUAUGUUGAUUUGUAUGCAAAGUUUUACAAAGAUGGAGAUAUGCCGUGUUACAAAAGUAGGAACAAUAAAAACUUAAUUUAUUAAAUAAGAAAUUUUCUUUUAAGUACAAAGAUCUACUAACUAGAGAUUGUUCACUACUAAAUAGAGAUUGUUCAGUCGUAAGAUGCCCAUACCAUGCAUUCACAUGUCAGUGCUUUGGAGAAUUAACUUAGUUUUUAUUGUAUUGGAAAUAUAUACAUUGUAGUUAACACUGUAGUUCCUGGAAAUUUAGUUUUCAUGGGUUGCUGUUAUUUAAUUUUGCUAAAUAAGUAUGUAUUUCAUCACCUCUAUCACCUCCCCUCUGCUUCUGCCAUUCCCCACCCCACAGGAGUAACCUAUUACCCACCAUCACUAACAUUUUGUGAAAUGUUUUCUUUUCUAGAAAUUUAAAAAGUAUAUAAGGUCUGAUAGUCCUUUAACUGGAAUAAAUUUAGUUUCAUGAAAAUCUUACUA